Linum tenue is the source of this 344-nucleotide messenger RNA. Lineage: Eukaryota; Viridiplantae; Streptophyta; Magnoliopsida; Malpighiales; Linaceae. The record is from the annotation of a GenBank genome assembly.
GGAGUGGCGGCGCCGGCGCCGAUCGGCGCUUGUAGAUAUCUUCAAUGUGUAACUCUCUCUCCUCGCGUCCAUCACUACUUCGCGAUUGACCUACAGAUCUAUACAUCCUCCUUUACUUUCCUCUUAGCUACUUUCGCAGGCGAUGGCAACGACGGAGAUAAGGAGUGGGCACAUGCGGAGACGGUAGAUCUACCGGAAGCAGAGGAGGAGGUGCAUCUGACGGAUCCACUACCGCCAUCACUUCCUCCUCCUUCGUUACCGAAACCUGCCAUAGCCGCCUUGUCCUUGCUCCAGGACUCAGAGAUCUGACCAAACUUCUCCCCGGAGCUCAAAUCAAACCCGAC